GAAACAGCAUCACCAUGUACAAGUCCCUGCUCGUCGUCUUCGCCGUCCUGGCUGUGGCUUCGGCCGGCUACAUCGCCAGCCCCGUGGUCAGCACCUACGGUGCUGCCGCCUACCCCGCCUACUCUGCCUACUCCGCCGGUGCCUACCCCGCCUACUCCGCCUACUCCGCCGCCUACCCCGCCUACACCGGCUACUCCGGCUACAGCGCCUACAGCGCCUACCCCAGCGUGUACUCCGGCUCCUCUUACCUGUACCGUUAAAUUGUACGCAGCAGACGACAAUGUUCCGGUCCGCUCCUCCGCUCCCUGGCUGAGGUGCAUUCAACCUUUUCGGCUCCACAAGUGAUAAAAAAAUAAAACUGUUGCAUUACUUAA
Thrips palmi is the source of this 374-nucleotide messenger RNA. Its product is annotated as vitelline membrane protein Vm26Ab-like. The transcript has 2 exons. The coding region runs from base 15 to 260 and encodes 81 amino acids. The record is from RefSeq and is a predicted model, not a curated record. Lineage: Eukaryota; Metazoa; Arthropoda; Insecta; Thysanoptera; Thripidae.